CAGACCUCCUUCCGAGUUCAGGUUCGGCAAGUGGAGGACUAUCCUGUGGACCUCUACUACCUGAUGGAUCUCUCCCUGUCCAUGAACGACGACUUAGAUAAUAUUCGCAAUCUGGGGACCAAGCUGGCUGAGGAGAUGCGAAAGCUCACGAGCAAUUUCCGGCUGGGAUUUGGCUCUUUUGUGGACAAAAACAUUUCUCCUUUCUCCUACACUGCACCAAGAUACCAAAACAACCCCUGCAUUGGUUACAAGCUGUUCUCCAGCUGUGUCCCUUCCUUUGGCUUCCGCCACCUCUUGUCCCUGACGGAUAAAGUCGACCGCUUCAACGAGGAAGUCCAGAAGCAGAAAGUUUCCCGCAACCGAGAUGCUCCAGAGGGUGGUUUUGAUGCGAUUUUGCAGGCUGCUGUCUGCAAGGAGAAGAUCGGUUGGCGUAAGGAGGCAUCUCACCUGCUGGUCUUCACGACAGAUGACGUGCCCCACAUAGCCCUGGACGGGAAGCUGGGAGGACUGGUGCAGCCCCAUGAUGGCCAGUGCCACCUGAAUGAAGCCAACGAGUACAGUGCAUCCAGCCAGCUGGAUUAUCCUUCCCUGGCGCUUCUGGGGGAGAAACUCGCUGAAAACAACAUCCACCUGAUUUUCGCCGUCACAAAAAACCAUUACAUCCUGUACAAGAACUUUACUGCCUUGAUUCCUGGGACAACAGUGGAGAUUUUGCACAAAGACUCCAAGAAUAUAAUCGAGCUGAUCGUCAAGGCCUACAAUAGUAUUCGGUCCAAGGUGGAGCUCACGGUCUGGGACAGCCCUGAGGACAUUGGCUUGACCUUCACUGCCACGUGCCAGGAUGGGCUGUCCUACCCUGGGCUCAGAAAAUGUGGGGAUCUCAAAAUAGGAGACACGGUUUCCUUCGAGGUGGCCGUGGAGGCUCGGAGCUGCCCAGCCGAAGACACUUCCCACGCCUUCACCAUCAAGCCUGCGGGGUUUCGGGACACCCUGGAGGUGACAGUGACCUACAACUGCCUCUGUGGCUGCACCAGCCGCGCCGCGCCGGCCAGCGGGAAGUGCAGCGGCAACGGGACCUACAGCUGUGGGCUGUGCGAGUGCGAUGCCGGGUACCUGGGCGCCCGCUGCGAGUGCCAGGAGGGGGCCAGUGGGGACAUGCACCAGGCCAUGUGCCGGGAGGCCGAGGGCAAACCCCUCUGCAGUGGGAGAGGGGAGUGCAGCUGCAACCAGUGCCUCUGCUACGAGAGUGAGUUCGGGAACAUCUACGGGCCCUUCUGCGAGUGCGACGACUUCUCCUGCGCCAGGUACAAGGGAGUCCUCUGCUCAGGCCAUGGCGAGUGUCACUGCGGGGAGUGCAAGUGCCACGCCGGCUACAUCGGGGACAACUGCAACUGCUCCACGGAGACAGACAGCUGUGUUUCCAGCGACGGCCAGAUGUGCAGCGGCAGGGGCACCUGCGUCUGCGGGAGGUGUCAGUGCACUGAGCCAGGGGCUUUUGGAGAGACCUGUGAGAAGUGUCCCACCUGCCCCGGCGUCUGCAGCACUAAAAGGGACUGCAUUGAAUGCAAGCUGUUUAACUCAGGAAGACUGGCUGAUAACCAAACCUGCCAAAAGCACUGCAAGGAUGAGAUCAUCACCACUGUGGAUGUUCUUGAGACAGAUGACCCGAACGCGAUCCUCUGUGCCUACCCAGUGAACAACUGUGUCAUGAAGUUCACCUACUUGGAGCUUGCCAGUGGGAAAUCCAACCUCACCGUCCUCAAGGAGCCAGCAUGCAGCUCAGCCCCCAGCGCUGUGACAAUCGUGCUGGCAGUGAUUGGCAGCGUGGUCCUGAUUGGCAUCAUCCUGCUGGGGCUCUGGAAGCUGCUGGUCACCAUUCACGACAGACGGGAAUUUGACCGAUUCCAGAGUGAACGCUCCCGGGCCAGAUACGAAAUGGCAUCCAAUCCUCUCUACCGAAAGCCCAUUUCCACACAUAACGUAGAGUUCACGUUCAACAAGCUCAACAAGUCUUACAACGGUACAGUUGACUGAUGGGGUCUUGGCACCUGGCACUGCUGUGGACAAUUGCUUGACUGUAUGUGCUGCUUCCCCACUUGAAGACGGGAUCCUCUUCAGGGGCAAGAAUCCCUUACGACAGGACUGGUCAAUGACCAAAGCCAGUUAUUUGCACAGUAAAGAGAAAAGUCUGGUUCAUCCUGGAGGCACGGACACGAAGGCAGGCUCCCCACCUGGGACUCCUGCUGCUGGACUCCUAGCUGUGUGCCACUCUGUACCCCAGCUUUCAGGAUAUAUUAAACCUGCCAACUAAGUCAACCAAGUGCCAUAUUGCAGCUUUAGACAUAUCCCUUUAGACAGGGUGACUAGGUCAAAAACCAGGGGAACCCAUGCCAUUGCAAGUUGUUUGGAGGGGGUAGGGGUGGGGGAAUUAGCUUAAAAAAAGGAGGGUUUUGGAAGGCAUUUGUGUAAGGAAUUAGGAUACAGGAGUUCUGCAGUCUUUAGGAAUUUUUUUUUUAUAUAAAAAACAAAAUAAAACUAUUGUGCAU
Molecule: messenger RNA, 2546 nt
Organism: Chaetura pelagica (chimney swift)
Lineage: Eukaryota; Metazoa; Chordata; Aves; Apodiformes; Apodidae
Gene: ITGB5
Product: integrin, beta 5
Exons: 12
Coding region: 64-2034 (656 amino acids)
Biological process (GO): cell-matrix adhesion; integrin-mediated signaling pathway; cell migration
Cellular component (GO): cell surface; focal adhesion; integrin complex
Molecular function (GO): integrin binding
Source: RefSeq, a predicted model, not a curated record